UUUCCUGUAAGUUUAAAAUGAUUUCUACAACAGUUAAGGAGUUUAAAAACAUCACAAGGGAUUAGUUAUUGGGAAUAAACAGGUUAAAAUGUAAAAGCACAUUUACUUGUGCAAGUCCCCAUACAUCCGUAGUAAAGGAUGUUGGUGUUGAUAACCAGAGCUACUUUCCGCAUUCUCAGAAAUACCAAGUCACUGAGCGAAACAGGAAGCGGCUUGUUUUUCACUGGGGAGGUUUGCAACUCGAAGGGACCCCUGGAAAGUGUGGUCGCUAGGCCUAACACGACGAAUAUCAUCGGUGUCAGCUCUGCAGGGUGACACGUCCGGGCAGGCGGAGGCCACUGGAGGCAGCGUGUGCGUAGCCAUCGCCCAGCUCCACGCCCGCUUCCCGGUUUUCGGUUUCCUGGCCUCCAUCUUGCCUGCGCCUUUCGGGUGACACCGGAGUGAAGGCGACCAAGCAAGAGCGCCCUUGGCCCAUGACCUCCUCCACUGGAAAAGAUUCUGAAAGAAAUGAAGAAAGCCCUCAGCAAUGAAGUCAGUAGCUGCCUGGUUUUCUGUUGACUGGAUUUGUGUUUUUUUACUUCAAUUGCUUGAAAUGACACUGUACAGGAUGUCUGCUGAAGUCAUCCAUCAGGUUGAAGAGGCACUUGAUGAAGAUGAGAAGGAGAUGCUCUUUUUUUUGUGUCGGGAUGUUGCUGCAGAUGUGGUUCCACCUAAUGUCAGGGACCUUCUGGAUAGUUUAAGUGAGCGAGGUAAGCUGUCUGCCACAGAAUUGGCGGAACUGCUCUACCGAGUAAGGCGGUUUGAUCUGCUCAAGAGGAUCUUGAAGAUGGACAAAACAGCAGUGGAGACCCACCUGCUCAAGAACCCUCACCUUGUGUCGGACUAUAGGGUGCUGAUGACAGAGAUUGGUGAAGACCUGGAUAAAUCAGAUGUGUCCUCAUUAAUUUUUCUCAUGAGAGACUUCAUGGGCCGAGGAAGGAUAGCCAAGGAUAAGAGUUUCCUGGAUCUUGUGAUUGAAUUGGAGAAACUAAACUUGGUUGCACCAGAUCAACUGGAUUUAUUAGAAAAGUGCCUGAAGAGCAUCCACAGACUAGACCUGAAGACAAAAAUCCAGAAGUACAAGCAGUCGGCUCAAGGAGAAGGAACAAGUUAUAAAAAUUCUCCCCAAGCAUCUGCCCUAAGCUUGAGUUCCAAGGAUCCUUCAUUUAACUUAACGAUCCAGAAUGGAAGGAGUAAAGAACAAAGAUUUGUGGAACACAAGUCUACACAUGGCAUUCAAAGAGAACCAGUGAAGACAUCCAUUCAGGAAUCAGGAGCUUUGCCUCAGCAUAUACCUGAAGAGAGAUAUCCGAUGCAGAGCAAGCCCCUAGGAAUUUGCCUGAUAAUUGAUUGCAUUGGCAAUGACUCAGAGGCUCUUCGGGACACCUUCGCUUCCCUGGGUUACAAGGUCCAGUACUUCUUGUAUCUUAAGGUGAAGGAAAUAAUCCAUACUCUUCACCAUGUGGCCUGUAUGCCCCAGCACCAAGACUACGACAGCUUCGUGUGUAUCCUGGUGAGCCGAGGAGGCUCCCAGAGUGUGUUUGGUGUGGAUCAGACUCACUCAGGAAUCCCGUUGCAGCAGAUCAAGAGGAUGUUCAUGGGAGAUUUGUGCCCUUUUCUCAUAGGGAAGCCAAAGCUCUUUUUCAUUCAGAACUACGUGAUGUCAGAGGGCCAGCGGGAGGACAGCAGCCUCCUGGAGGUGGAUGGGCCUGCAGUCAAUAAUGUGGAGUCUAGGGCCCAGCAGCCCAAGCCCUACACAGUUCACCGCGAGGCUGACUUCUUCUGGAGCCUGUGCAUGGCGGACGUGUCCCUGCUGGAGCGGUCCCCCAACUCAGCAUCCGUGUACCUGCAGUACCUCUCCCAGAAACUGUGGCAAGAAAGAAAGCGCCCACUCCUAGAUUUCCACCUUGAUCUCAACAGCAACGUGUAUGGUUGGAACAGUGGAGUUUCUGCUGAGGACAAGUACUAUGUCUCACUGCAGCACACUCUGAGAAAGAAACUCAUCCUCUCUUGCACAUGAAAACCAAAACUCCUAUUUUUUCUGAGAAUGCUGUCUAAAAGAGGCAUGCACUCUCCAGACAGAGAGAGAGUGAAAGUGAGGGAAAAUGAAAAACCAUGCCUCAGGGGGAUGGGACAAAUCCUCCUCCAUUCUCCACUCGGCAUUUUGGGCACUCGCCUGCUCUCAUGUGCACAAAUGAGCGUGAGAAAGAGUGAAAGAGAGAAGAGCACCCUCUACAGGGUGAAACCAGGCAUGUCAGUCAGCCUGAAACAGGCCAUCCUGGAUGCAAAGGACUCCCAUCAGGCAGAGACCACCUUCCAGGUCAAGGACAAUAAGCCUCUGGUUGAACCGAACCAUUUGAGACAUUCUGCCUGGACGCUUCCCUGGUCACCAAGCAAGCCAGCCUCUUGCACUUCCCACCAGGCUUCCAGCCCAUCCCUUGCAAGCCCUUGUUCUUUGACAUGGCCCUCAACCACGUGGCGUUCCUCCAACUUGGGGAUAAACUGGAGCAGAAGACCAAGAGUGGCCUCACCGGAUACAUCAAGGGCAUCUUCAGAUUCAGGAGCUAACCAGGCCCUUCCUUGGGGGAAGGGGGAGAUUCUGACUCUUAAUCUGUAUUGUGAGAAAAUCCUGGCAAGUUCGUGAUGACGAAGAAAAAAGAAAAUGUAUAUAAUUUUAUUUAUUUAGUAUUUAUUUAUUUAUUUAUUUAUGUACAUAUGUGAUAUAAAAUCAACUUUUCUUUUUAUUCCUUUGAUGUAGCUUAUCCAUGAGCGCUUUAUACUUUCUUUACUUAUUCUGUAAUUAUAUGUUUAAAAUGAGCCUUUUAAAUCUCAUUUUGUAUGCUGUAAUCAUGUACAGUGAAUGAAUGUAAAUAAAAAAUUUAAACAUAAAAAAAUAAAAUGAGUAUUUUAUAAUGAA
Tupaia belangeri chinensis (Chinese tree shrew) is the source of this 2956-nucleotide messenger RNA. RefSeq names its product CASP8 and FADD like apoptosis regulator (gene CFLAR). NCBI's taxonomy places the organism in Eukaryota, Metazoa, Chordata, Mammalia, Scandentia, Tupaiidae. Gene Ontology annotation, biological process: regulation of apoptotic process; proteolysis. The record is from RefSeq and is a predicted model, not a curated record. Gene Ontology annotation, molecular function: protein binding; cysteine-type endopeptidase activity. The transcript has 10 exons. Bases 527 to 2059 code for a protein of 510 amino acids.